This is a messenger RNA of Chinchilla lanigera (long-tailed chinchilla), 8620 nucleotides long. RefSeq names its product ATP-binding cassette, sub-family A (ABC1), member 12 (gene Abca12). Gene Ontology annotation, molecular function: ATP hydrolysis activity; lipid carrier activity; ATP binding. Gene Ontology annotation, biological process: transmembrane transport; lipid transport. Gene Ontology annotation, cellular component: membrane; intracellular membrane-bounded organelle. Bases 513 to 8309 code for a protein of 2598 amino acids. NCBI's taxonomy places the organism in Eukaryota, Metazoa, Chordata, Mammalia, Rodentia, Chinchillidae. The transcript is spliced from 54 exons. The record is from RefSeq and is a predicted model, not a curated record.
AAAUUUGGAGAGAGUAGAUGAAGAAGAAAGCCUGAGAGAGCCUUAACUGAAGUUAAAUAAACAACAACAACAAGAAAAACACAGCUCUGUGAUUACCCUGGAGAGGUAAUAGAAGCUUCUGGGAGAAGCCAUGUGGCCCAUUUAGAGCUGACCUCUCAGCUGCACCAGCCACGUGUGGCACAUUAUCUGAAUGAUACUCAUUCUCCUUACUCCUGGACUUCAUGCAGCAGGGAGAUGUUAUUGUAAAAUAAGCACAAGCCACCAGAAGACACUGGCCUGAGUCCUCUUCUUGGAGGAAAAGUUGGUUGAGAAGUGCUUCUUGGACAAGGAUUAUCUGGAAGGAAAGACCCAGCAGGAAGAGAACUGUGGGUUUUUUGGCCUGGCCUCAAAGAAAGCUAUGCCGUGAAAAGGCUCCUGGCCCACUGACACACAGCAAUUUGGACCGGGCGCUGAUUCUUCUCUGGAGAAGUGGAGGAGAAAAGAAGGAUUUUCUCAUUCCGGUUGCUUGAAGGAUGGCUUCCCAGUUUCAUCAGCUUCGGGUCCUGGUGUGGAAAAACUGGCUCGGUGUCAAGAGGCAGCCGUUUUGGACACUUGUCUUGAUCUUAUGGCCAGUCAUUAUUUUCAUAAUUUUGGCUAUUACCCGAACAAAAUUUCCUCCAACAGCAAAACCAACAUGUUACCUCGCACCUCGAAACCUUCCUAGUACUGGAUUCUUCCCAUUCCUGCAAACCCUACUCUGUGACACAGACUCUAAGUGCAAAGACACCCCCUAUGGGCCACUAGAUCUGCUUCGCAGGAAAGGGAUCAAAGAUGAGCUGUUUAAAGACAGUGAACUUAUGAAAAAAUCAUCCAACCCAAAGAACAGCAAUUUACCACUCCAGAGCACUCAAGUUCCAGACAGAAGACACACAUCACCAGCCACAGUAUUUCCUAGUCCAAGUCCUGAUUUGGAAAGUCCUGGAACAGUAGCUUUCAAUGGCAGUCAAGUGCUUGCGUGGAUCCUUGGUCUGGAAAAGCUGAUAAAAGAAAAUUCAACCUCAGAAGAUGUACGAAAAGAACUGUGUGAGAACUAUCCAAGAUACAGGGCAGAUUAUAACUCUUUUUGGCCCACUCUAGGAAAAAAUAUCUUUGACAACUUUUGCCUUUCCAAUCUGACUCUUUUUGAGUCUUCUUUCCAAGAACUAAAAGAACAGUUCUCUCAGAUAUCGAGAGAUCCCACUAACCAGAAGCUGGUGUUUCAGGAAAUAGUCAAAGUGCUGUCCUUCUUUUCACAAGUGCAGGAGCAGGCAGCCCUGUGGCAGCUUCUCUCUAGUUUCCCAGAUGUAUUUCAGAAUGACACAUCAGUAGGCAAUCUGUUUGAUGUUCUUCAAAAAGCAAACAGGGCGCUGCUGGCCCUGCAGAAGGUUUAUCCCCGGGUUGAAGCUAACGAAGGUUUCAGAGCCCUGCAGAAGUCUCUUAAACAUCUGCUCUACACUCUCGACUCCCCAGUGCAAGGUGACUCUGAGAACACAUCGCAUGUGUGGAGUGAUGACGGAGGGACGCUGUCCCCGAGCAGUCUGGCUGCACAGCUACUAAUCCUGGAAAACUUCGAAGACACCAUCUUAAAUAUAUCAUCUAAUAGUCCAUAUUUUCCUUACUUGGCGUGUGUGAGACAUGUGACUAACAAUUUGGCCAGAGGGGCACCAGAAAAUCUAAGACUUCUGCAGUCCACGAUUCAAUUUAAAAAAUCUUUUCUUCAAAAUGGUUCCUAUGAGGAUUACUUCCCUUCAGUUCCUGAAAUCAUAAAAUCAAAACUAUCUCAACUUCGAAAUUUGACUGAGCUCCUUUGUGAAUCAGAAACUUUCAACUCAAUAGAGAACUCUUGCUGGCUGUCUAAUAUGAGCUUUGGGAGUCUGUGUGAAGACAGUGCAUUUCAUGUGCAACUUCUCGAAGCAGCAGAGCUGGGCACCGACAUUGCAGCCAGCUUCCUGUACCAUGACAAUAUUAUAUCUGAAAAACUGAGAGACUUGCUGACUGGGGACCUAAACAAAAUUAAUUUGAAUAUGGAUCGGGUCCUGGAAGAGGCAUUACAAAUGAAUUACUUGGAAAAUAUCACACAGUUAAUACCAACCAUCGAGGCCUUGCUGCAUGUCAAUAACAGCGCAAUCAUUUCUGAGCAGCCAGAUCAGUUAAUAGAAAUGUUUAAAAAUGUUGAAGAACUAAAAGAAGAACUGAGGAGAACAACAGGGAUGUCGAACACAAGCAUCGACAAGCUGCUAGCCAUCCCCAUCCCUGAUAACAGAGCAGAGAUUAUUUCUCGGGUGUUCUGGCUGCAUUCUUGUGAUGCUAAUAGCACCAGUCCCAAACUGGAGGACACGAUGAAGGAGUUCUGCAGCCUGCCUCUCUCAGAGAGGUCUCAUCAGUCUUACCUCAUUGGACUCACUCUUCUGCACUACUUGGAUGUUUACAACUUCACCUACAAGGUGUUUUUCCCUAGGAAAGAUCAAAAGCCAGUAGAAAAGAUGAUCGAACUCUUCCGAAGGCUGAAAGAGAUUCUCAAUCAGAUGGCUUCAGGCACACAUCCAUUGCUAGACAAAAUGAGAUCCCUGAAACAAAUGCACUUCUCCAGAAGUACUCCAUUAACACAGGCAAUGUACAGAAGCAACAGAAUGAGCACACCCCAAGGAUCAUUCAGUACUAUCUCCAAAGCACUGUGUUCACAAGGAAUUAGAACUGAAUAUUUAACUGCUAUGCUGCCCUCGUCCCAGAAACCAACAGGCAAUCACACCAAGGAUUUUUUGACCUAUAAAUUAAGUAAAAAGCAAGUUGCUGCGAAGUAUGGAAUUCCCUUACAUACCACGCCAUUUUGCUUCUCCCUUUAUAAAGACAUCAUUAACAUGCCUGCUGGACCUGUGAUUUGGGCUUUCUUAAAACCAAUGUUGUUGGGAAAGAUUUUAUAUGCACCAUACAACCCAGUAACAAAGGCCAUCAUGGAAAAGUCUAAUGCAACUUUGAGGCAGCUGGCAGAAUUAAGAGAAAAAUCUCAAGAGUGGGUGGAUAAGUCACCACUUGUUAUGAAUUCCUUCUAUUUGAUGAAUCAAGCAAUUCCAAUGCUUCAGAAUACUCUAAAGAAUCCUUUCGUGCAAGUGUUUGUAAAGUUCUCUGUGGGACUUGAUGCUGUUGAACUACUAAAGCAGAUAGAAGAACUCGACACUCUCAGACUGACAUUAAAAAACAACAUUGAUAUCAUUGAUCAGCUUAACAUACUGUCUUCCCUGACAGUAAAUAUUUCCUCUUGUGUAUUGUAUGACCGUAUUCAGGCAGCAGAAACCAUAGAUGAAAUGGAGAGAGAAGCUAAAAGGCUCUACAAAAGCAAUGAACUCUUUGGAAGUGUUAUUUUUAAGCUUCCUUCUAACAGAAGUUGGUACAGAAGCUAUGACUCUGAAAAUGUCUCUCUUCCUCCUGUGGUAAAGUACACCAUCCGCAUGAGUUUGAAGACUGCUCAGACAACAAGAAGCAUAAGAACCAAGAUUUGGGCUCCGGGGCCACACAAUUCCCCAUCACACAACCAGAUCUACAGCAGGGCUUUUGUUUAUUUACAGGAUAGUAUUGAAAGAGCAAUCAUUGAAUUGCAAACAGGAAGAAACUCACAGGAAAUAGCUGUCCAGGUUCAAGCAGUUCCUUAUCCCUGCUAUAUGAAAGACAACUUCCUAACCAGUGUCUCUUAUUCUCUUCCAAUUGUGCUCAUGGUUGCCUGGGUUGUAUUUAUAGCCGUUUUUGUAAAAAAGCUUGUUUAUGAGAAAGACCUCCGGCUUCAUGAGUACAUGAAGAUGAUGGGUGUGAACUCUUGCAGCCAUUUUUUUGCCUGGCUUAUAGAGAGUGUUGGAUUUCUACUGGUUACCAUCACGAUCCUCAUCAUUAUACUCAAGUUUGGCAAUAUUCUUCCUAAAACAAAUGGGUUCAUUUUGUUCCUGUAUUUUUCGGACUACAGCUUCUCAGUUAUUGCCAUGAGCUACCUUAUCAGUGUCUUCUUCAACAACACCAACAUUGCAGCUCUCAUUGGAAGCCUCAUUUACGUCAUUGCCUUUUUUCCAUUUAUUGUUCUGAUUACUGUUGAGGAUGAGCUGAGCUAUGUAGUGAAAGUAUUUGUGAGCCUGCUGUCCCCAACAGCGUUCAGUUAUGCGAGCCAGUAUAUUGCACGCUAUGAGGAACAAGGCAUUGGUCUUCAGUGGGAAAAUAUGUACAGCUCCCCAGUCCAGGAUGACACCACAUCAUUUGGCUGGCUGUGCUGUCUAAUCCUAGCUGACUCUUUCAUCUACUUCUUUAUUGCUUGGUACGUCAGGAACGUUUUCCCAGGAACAUAUGGCAUGGCUGCGCCAUGGUAUUUUCCAGUUCUUCCUUCCUAUUGGAAGGAGCGGUUUGGAUGUGCAGAGGUGAAGCGUGAGAAAAGCAAUGGCCUUAUGUUUACCAACAUCAUGAUGCAGAACACCAACCCAUCUGCUAGUAAGACAAGCCCUGAACACAUGUUUCCCUCCAACAUUGAGCCAGAACCAAAAGAUCUCCCAGUUGGAGUUGCCCUGCAUGGAGUAACAAAGAUGUAUGGUACAAAAGUUGCUGUUGAUAACCUCAAUCUGAACUUUUAUGAAGGGCAUAUUACUUCACUGCUGGGACCAAAUGGAGCCGGAAAAACUACUACCAUCUCUAUGUUAACUGGGUUGUUUGGUGCCUCUGCUGGUACCAUCUUUGUGUAUGGGAAAGAUAUUAAAACAGACCUAGACACUGUUCGGAAGAACAUGGGCGUGUGCAUGCAGCACGAUGUCUUGUUCAGUUACCUUACUACUAAGGAACACCUUCUUCUGUACGGCUCCAUCAAAGUUCCUCACUGGACUAAGAAACAGCUCCACGAAGAAGUAAAAAAGACUCUGAAAGAAACCGGACUAUACAGCCAUCGUCACAAGAGAGUUGGAACGCUGUCAGGAGGGAUGAAGAGGAAGUUGUCUAUCUCCAUAGCUCUCAUUGGUGGGUCGAGUGUUGUGAUUUUGGAUGAACCGUCCACUGGAGUUGACCCAUGUUCACGCCGAAGCAUAUGGGAUGUAAUAUCCAAGAACAAAACUGCCAGAACAAUCAUUCUGUCGACACAUCACUUGGACGAGGCUGAAGUGUUGAGUGACCGAAUUGCCUUCCUAGAGCAGGGUGGGCUGCGGUGCUGUGGGUCACCAUUUUACCUCAAGGAAGCAUUUGGAGAUGGGUACCACCUCACACUCACUAAGAAGAAGAGUCCAAGUCUAGAUUCGAAUACAACAUGUGACACGAUGGCUGUGACAGCAAUGAUCAGAUCCCACCUCCCUGAUGCCUACCUCAAAGAGGACUUUGGAGGAGAGCUUGUUUAUGUGCUUCCUCCAUUUAAUACCAAAGUCUCGGGAGCCUAUCUGUCACUCCUAAGAGCGCUGGACCAGGGCAUGGGUGACCUCAACAUUGGGUGCUAUGGCAUUUCAGACACCACUGUUGAAGAGGUUUUCCUGAACUUGACUAAAGAGUCACAGAAAAAUGGUGAUAUGAAUUUUGAGCACUUAACACAACGGAAAAUUGGGAAUUCCAAUACCAAGGGCAUCUCGACUCCAGAUGAUUUAUCUGUGAGCAGUAGCAACUUCACAGACAGAGAUGACAAAGUCCUGACUAGAGGAGAGCGGCUGGACGGUUGUAGGCUGCUGCUGAAGAAGAUAAUGGCCAUUCUCAUCAAACGGUUCCACCACACGCGCAGGAACUGGAAGGGGCUCAUUGCACAGGUGGUCCUUCCCAUCGUCUUUGUGACCACGGCCAUGGGCCUCGGCACACUGCGCUCUUCCAACAACAGUUAUCCCGAGAUCCAGAUCUCCCCCUCUCUUUAUGGUGGUUCCGAACAGACAGCCUUCUACGCGAAUUAUGACUCAAGUACAAAACCGCUGGUCUCAGCAAUGUGGGAUUUCCCUGGCAUUGACAACAUUUGUCUGAACAGCAGUGAUUUACGCUGUUUAAAGGAAAAUAGUCUGAACAGAUGGAACACCAGUGGAGAGCCUAUCACUAAUUUUGGUGUUUGUUCCUGCUCAGAAAAUAUCCAGGAAUGUCCUAAAUUUAAUUAUUAUCCACCUCAUAGAAGAACCUAUUCUUCCCAAAUGAUUUAUAACCUUACUGUUACUGGGCGCCACAUGGAAAAUUAUCUUAUCUCAACUGCCAAUAAGUUUUCCCAAAAAAGAUAUGGAGGUUGGAGUUUUGGGCUCCCUCUGACUAGCGACCUUCGUUUUGACGUGACAGCAGUUCCUGACAAUAGAACACUAGCCAAGGUGUGGUACGACCCAGAAGGCUAUCAUUCCCUUCCAGCUUACCUCAACAGCCUGAAUAAUUUCCUCCUGCGAGUUAACAUGUCAAAAGCUGAUGCUGCCAAGCACGGGAUCAUCAUGUAUAGCCAUCCUUAUCCAGGCGUGCAAGACCAGGAGCAAGCCACAAUCAGCAGUUUAAUCGAUAUUUUAGUGGCACUGUCCAUCCUGAUGGGCUAUUCUGUCACCACCGCCAGCUUUGUCACCUAUGUUGUAAGGGAACAUCAGACCAAAGCGAAGCAGUUGCAGCACAUUUCAGGCAUUGGUGUGACGUGCUAUUGGGUAACAAACUUCAUUUAUGACAUGGUCUUCUACUUGGUCCCUGUAGCAUUUUCCAUUGGCGUCAUUGCAAUAUUCAAGUUGCCUGCCUUCUACAGUGAAAGCAACCUGGGUGCUGUAUCUCUCCUUCUUCUGCUGUUUGGAUAUGCAACCUUUUCUUGGAUGUACUUGCUGGCUGGCUUAUUCCAUGAAACAGGGAUGGCCUUCAUCACUUAUGUCUGUGUCAACCUGUUUUUUGGUAUCAAUUCCAUUGUUUCCCUGUCGGUGGUAUACUUUCUUUCUAAGGAAAAGCCUAAUGAUCCGACUUUGGAACUUAUUUCUGAGACCCUCAAGCAAAUCUUCCUGAUUUUCCCACAAUUCUGUUUUGGCUAUGGUUUGAUUGAACUUUCUCAACAACAAUCAGUCUUGGACUUCUUAAAAGCAUAUGGAGUGGAAUACCCACAUGAAACUUUUGAAAUGGAUAAACUAGGGGCAAUGUUUGUAGCGCUGGUAACUCAAGGCACCGCGUUUUUUUUGUUGCGACUCUUAAUCAAUGAGUGGCUGAUAAAAAAACUCAGACUCUUGCUCAGAAAAUUUAGUUCUUCACCUGUAAUGGAGCUAACAAACGAAGACGAAGAUGUGCGGGCUGAGAGAUUAAGGGUUGAGAGUGGAGCAGCGGAGUUUGAUCUGGUCCAACUCCAUCAUCUCACAAAGACCUACCAACUUAUCCACAAAAAGAUUAUAGCUGUAAACAACAUCAGCAUUGGGAUACCCGCAGGAGAGUGCUUUGGCCUUCUUGGGGUGAAUGGAGCAGGCAAGACCACGAUAUUCAAGAUGCUGACUGGAGACAUUAUUCCUUCGAGUGGAAACAUUUUGAUCAGAAAUAAGACAGGAUCUCUGGGUCACGUUGACUCUCACAGCUCGUUAGUGGGUUACUGCCCUCAGGAAGAUGCCUUAGAUGAUCUGGUAACUGUGGAAGAACAUUUGUACUUCUAUGCCAGAGUCCAUGGAAUUCCAGAAAAAGAUAUCAAAGAAACUGUUCAUAAACUCCUUAGGAGACUUCACUUGAUGCCCUACAAGGACAGAUCCACCUCUAUGUGCAGUUAUGGUACAAAAAGAAAAUUAUCCACUGCUCUGGCCUUAAUAGGGAAACCUUCCAUUCUACUGCUGGAUGAGCCGAGCUCUGGGAUGGAUCCUAAGUCGAAACGGCACCUCUGGAAGAUUAUUUCAGAGGAAGUGCAGAACAAGUGUUCCGUCAUCCUCACAUCUCAUAGCAUGGAAGAAUGUGAAGCUCUUUGUACCAGGCUGGCCAUUAUGGUGAAUGGAAGGUUCCAGUGCAUUGGAUCUUUGCAGCACAUAAAGAGCAGGUUUGGACGUGGCUUUACUGUGAAGGUUCAUUUAAAGAAUAACAAAGUGAGCAUGGAGACUCUCACAAGGUUCAUGCAACUGCACUUUCCAAAAACAUAUUUAAAAGAUCAGCACCUUAGCAUGCUAGAGUAUCAUGUACCAGUCACUGCAGGAGGGGUCGCAAACAUUUUUGACCUGCUAGAAACUAACAAGGCUGCUUUAAAUAUCACAAAUUUCCUAGUGAGUCAGACUACACUGGAAGAGGUUUUCAUCAACUUUGCUAAAGAUCAAAAGUCCUAUGAAAAUGCUGACACCAGCAGCCAAGGUUCCACCAUAAGCGUGGACUCACAGGAUGACCAGAUGGAAUCUUAGCCACCACAAACUUGCUUUUAGAAAACAGCCAAUGGAUGCAUUUUGAAGAAGACAUCCCUUCUUCAAAAUCUCUUCAUUUUAAAGUAUACACUGUGUGGAAAGUUACGCUUGUAUAAGACUUAUGAGUUAUGGUGAACAGAAAGUUUUCUUCCUAAGGUCAGUGAACACUACCGCUGCUGAAAUGAAUUCUUGUAUGCACAACACUGUGAGCAUGCCAGUGUAUCUGCUGGUGUUUCUCAGGCAAAAAUGAAAACACCUCAUGAUGAAUGUCUUAAUUUAUUACUUUCAAUAAAAAGACAGCUUAAAAGGUA